UAUGAAAAGAAAAGACAGGUCACAAAAACCCACCCAAAUUUAGUCGGCUUUGCCUUUCUGGAUAUUUGGCCUAAAAAAUAGGGUAUCUACUGGUUUUGAUUGACGGACAAUGGGAAUUGAAAACGCGUCCUUGAAAACAAAAAAUGAUGUGUGACUCUACACAUUUCGGAGAUUUCCCAGUUCAUACUCUCCCUCAUCUCUUCUUGAUUGGAGACAGAAGUUAACGAUCAAGAUUUUACAUCCAUCCCCCCCACUUGGAUUUUAUAUCAGACAGGGUUGAGGGAUGGCAUCUUCUUCCAUGGACCCAAGCUGUGUGGUUUUGGUUUGAGAAUGUUUGAUGUGCGAUCACUGGCAUUGCCGCAGCUACCAUGGGAUCGUCUUGACUUCUUGUUUUUCGUUUUCUUUUCCCCCAAGCACAGAAGCAAUAUUUCAACAAACGAAGCAACCUUGCUGGCGCAGCUAAAUUGCCUGGCUUGGCCAAAAUGACAACCAAAGUGAAAGGUCUUUUGAGAGGUCUAAGAUACAUUUCACAAAUAUUUGAUGAAAAGGAACAAGAAAUGCAAAUUGGAUUGCCUACUGAUGUAAAACAUGUUGCUCACAUUGGAUGGGAUGGCCCGUCUGCAAAUGCACCAAGCUGGAUGAAUGAGUUCACCUCGCCUCCAGAAAUUUUAAGUGGGACUUCAAAUUCUACAGAAGUGAAGAGCCUUUCAACAGAUUCAACCUUGGAAGGUCAAACUGAAAAGCCGAAGCAUAGUUCAAGGCUCUCAUCGGGUAGUGCUAGCUCACUUUUAAAUUCCCCAGACCGAAGGAGUACCGACUCAUCAAAGCACUCCAGGCGCCAAGCAUCUAGCAGUACUGGCUCACCUUUAAAUUCCCCCAGUGGCACUGAUGCGCCAAAGAGUUCUAGGCGUCACCGCUCUUCAAACAAGUCAAUGGACUCUCCAAGGGAAGAAUCAUCAGGGAGCAGCCGAACCUCAAGACGACACAAGACCUCAAGUCUUGGUGCUGAAUCGCCUAUUCAAGACCAGCCCACCAUCCCAAAGCAUUCUCGUGGAAGAAAGUCCAAGGGAUCAUCAAGAUCAAAAGAAAAGAACUCUUCAAACGAAGCGCUUCCUUUCUCGGAUCCUGGACCUGGAGGGUCUGAGUCUAUACAUGGAAGGAAGAACACUGCAAGCCAACUAAGUUCUGUUUUGGAAGCAUAUGAAGAAGAGCGAUGAAAGGAAUGCGAGGAUUUGUAUGUUAGAGAUUUAAUGUUAUGUGCAUUAAAGUGUCAACUAUAAUUCAAUUUGUCUUGAAUUUGCUUUUAAAUUCUCUCUUCAUAUACAUGUCUAUCUUGAAUUUGCUUUUAAA
Molecule: messenger RNA, 1350 nt
Organism: Populus trichocarpa (black cottonwood)
Lineage: Eukaryota; Viridiplantae; Streptophyta; Magnoliopsida; Malpighiales; Salicaceae
Product: CRIB domain-containing protein RIC5
Exons: 5
Coding region: 483-1217 (244 amino acids)
Source: RefSeq, a predicted model, not a curated record